Molecule: messenger RNA, 699 nt
Organism: Strongyloides ratti
Lineage: Eukaryota; Metazoa; Nematoda; Chromadorea; Rhabditida; Strongyloididae
Product: Cytochrome c-type heme lyase
Exons: 2
Coding region: 1-699 (232 amino acids)
Biological process (GO): cytochrome c-heme linkage
Cellular component (GO): mitochondrion
Molecular function (GO): holocytochrome-c synthase activity
Source: RefSeq, a predicted model, not a curated record
AUGGGAGGUUGUCCACAACAAACACAAUCACCACCACCAGGAUGUGGUGGUUGUCCUAUGAGUAAUACUGAUGAAAGUUCUUUAAAUAAUAUGCCGCCACCAAAUCAACAACCAUCACCUGGUCAACCAUUUGUAUUACCAACAAAAAGAGAAAUAUCAACAAUACCAAAAGCUCAUGAAAAUGGUUAUUGGGAGUAUCCAUCACCACAAAUGUUUUGGAAUGCAAUGAUUAAAAGGGGAUGGCGUUGGAAGGAAGAAGAUUUAUCACAAAAAGAUAUGGAAAAUAUAAUUAAAAUUCAUAAUUUAAACAAUGAGAGGGCUUGGCAAGAAAUUCUUAAAUGGGAAAGAGUUCUCCAUCCAGAGUGUGCCGAACCAAAGUUAAAAAGUUUCAAGGGUGAUCAUGAAAAGUUAUCCCCUAGAGCUCGUUUUUACAAACUUUUAGGUUACCCAGCUCCAUUUGAUAGGCAUGACUGGAUUGUUGAUAGAUGUGGAAUAAAAGAAGUUCGUUAUGUUAUUGAUUACUAUGAUAAUGGUUCAGGAAAAUUAAAAUCAAGAAAUUUAACACAUCUUGAUGUAAGGCCGGCACUUCAGGAUGCACAAAGCCUUUGGGAUCGUACUGUGGUUGCUUAUCAUAGUUUUAAACAAAACUACUUGGGUAUUACUCCUAAAUUUGUUAAAGAUUCAACUAAGAGUACUUAG